This is a messenger RNA of Sphaerodactylus townsendi, 928 nucleotides long. It is a transcript of the gene NUDT1, whose product is annotated as nudix hydrolase 1. Gene Ontology annotation, biological process: DNA protection. The record is from RefSeq and is a predicted model, not a curated record. The coding region runs from base 270 to 824 and encodes 184 amino acids. Lineage: Eukaryota; Metazoa; Chordata; Lepidosauria; Squamata; Sphaerodactylidae. Gene Ontology annotation, molecular function: 8-oxo-7,8-dihydroguanosine triphosphate pyrophosphatase activity. The transcript has 4 exons.
CCCGGCUCCACUUCCCGGGCUGCUCCCGCCCCGAUUCUUGGCUAAGCUCCGCCUCGCGAGCAGGUUUCCCGCCUUGCUGGAGGACCUGCCUGCAAGGGAGGAUCGCGGCCGGGCUUUGGAGCGCCACCCUUAAGAGGAGAGAAAAACCGUAGAACCGUAGCUGUCCCCUGAGUCUCCGGCUAAGCCAAUUACCGUGGUCUGCAGAUCUGCCUUUUAUCACCAGCCACACCUGACCAUCAACAGCCUUCUGGUUGCAGAGAGAGCCGGGCAUGUUGACAAGAAAGCUCUUCACACUAGUGAUGGUGGUACAGCCCCAUCGAAUCCUGCUGGGCAUGAAGAAGCGCGGCUUCGGGGCCGGGCGGUGGAACGGCUUUGGAGGGAAGUUGCAGCCUGGAGAAACCAUUGAACAAGCAGCCAGAAGGGAGCUUCAGGAAGAGAGCGGGCUGACGGUGGACGUCUUGCAAAAGGCGGGCCGGAUCACUUUUGAAUUCACGGGCGACACCGAGCUGAUGGAAGUCCACAUCUUCCGAGCUGACAGUGUCCAAGGAGAGCCCACGGAAAGCGAUGAAAUGCGUCCACAGUGGUUUGAACUGGACCGGGUGCCUUUCAAGGAAAUGUGGCCAGAUGACACUUACUGGUUUCCUUUGCUCCUCCAAAAUAAGCCGUUUGUCGGAUAUUUUAAGUUUGAGGGGCACGACAGGAUCGUCGACUACACCCUGGACGAGGUGGAGGAGAUACACCUGGAAAGAGGCAGGGAAGAACUCUGCAGUCCCUCCAAGCCGGCACACCCUUCUGCAACAGGGCCAAGGGGCAAGCCAUUGUAGCCACUCAAAAGUCUUUAUCUCCAGCUCAAAGUGGACUUAAUUGUGUCCCGGGUGGAUUGCAGGCAGACAAAAAUAAAAUCAUUCCUGUUUGGGAGAGAACCACA